Pyricularia oryzae 70-15 is the source of this 1460-nucleotide messenger RNA. RefSeq names its product synaptobrevin. The record is from RefSeq and is a predicted model, not a curated record. The coding region runs from base 104 to 1177 and encodes 357 amino acids. Gene Ontology annotation, cellular component: SNARE complex; endoplasmic reticulum. The transcript has 2 exons. Gene Ontology annotation, molecular function: SNAP receptor activity. Lineage: Eukaryota; Fungi; Ascomycota; Sordariomycetes; Magnaporthales; Pyriculariaceae. Gene Ontology annotation, biological process: retrograde vesicle-mediated transport, Golgi to endoplasmic reticulum.
UCAAAACACGUGCCAACUUCUAGAAAUCAAUUGUAAAUCGAAAUACAUACAUUGCGAACUGAAUCUAGAAGAAAACAUCGAUUAGAGGUGUCACUUUGGUAUCAUGGCGCUGUUGACGCAGACGUUUACGGCAGCACCGACCAACUCUAUCGACCUGCGUCUCACCGAGCUGGACCGUUUGCUGAGUCGACUGCAGCAGUCCGCCCUCCGUGCUAGCGCCGAGAGGCAAAGGCUGCUCCUUUCGAACGCGUUUGCAAGGGAGAAACUCUCUACGAGUAUUGAGCAUGCUCGCGCCCAGCUGAGCGGGCUGGAGCGGGAUGCUCUGGGCGUCAAAAUCCAUGCGCACCGCCAGGGACUGCAGGCUGACCUCAAUCGCAAGAGGGAGGUUGUGGAGGAGUUGGUUGAGAGGAUGAGGGAUCUGGAGGAGAUGGCCGGGAGCAUGUCGAAUGGUGAUAAAGAUGGCGACGAAGACGAAGAUGAUGGUGGCGAUGAUGUCCUGAGUGCCAUCGGUGUUUCUACGAGCAGCGGCACAGACGAGAUAAUUCCUACUCCGAGCGAGAGCAUGGACUCGACAUCCGUUGACUCUGCCAUACAUGGCGGCGAGCCUGCGGCAGCAACGAUUCCAUCACCGGUGCAGAGGCAUGAUGAAGGCAGCAAAGGGGCGGCUCAAGCUGCAGCUCCUCCCGUCUACAAGGGGCCGGAAACCACCACUACCCAAUCAAUACGGUCACGGGGCGCAAACCAAUCUUCCUCGGGCGGUGGUCAUGACGCCAAGACGACAGCCGCGGCGGCGACGACGGGCCACAACCUAUUUGGCACCCGCGAGAGGGAGGCGGGCGCGCUCACGACAGCGACCACCGAGGCGAUCCUCGACCAGCAGCGGGCCGAGCAGGACCAGCUGUCCGAGUCCAUGGUCAAGAUGGCCAGGAGCCUCAAGGAGUCGUCGAGGGCGUUUGCCGCCUCGCUCGAGGAGGACCAGGCCGUUAUGCAGAGGGCCGGCGAGGGGCUCAACAAGAACGAGCUCGGCAUCGAGGCCGCCACGAGGAGGAUGGGCACGCUCAGGAAGAUGACCGAGGGCGAGGGCUGGUGGGGCCGCAUGAGGCUGUACGCCAUGGUCUACGGGCUCAUGGUCGUUCUGAUAUUGUUUGUUUUUGUCAUUCCGAAGCUCCGCUUCUAGCCUUUGUCAUUGGGGGUUUUUAUGGAACUUUUAACAUCUACUAUAAUUAACGAUAACUCACAAAAGUUUGCUUCCAUCCUGGCUGGCAUCUUCAUACUCUCUAUCCCGGUUUCUACAAGAGAUUUUCCACCCUGCAGCUGAAGAUUUUUGUCUUGUUUUUUUUAUGUCCUUUACCAAGUCAGCUACACACCGGGCCUCGUGUCAUACUUCGGUUUCGGGAUGUCUCUAGGAUAGGGCAAAGAGUCAGGGUAACAAACAGAUCAUAAUAAUUACGAGGCAGCCG